AUGAGCACUCGCCGGUCGACUCGCGCAAAACGUGCGACAUACAAAGCCGUCGACUAUGGCCUCGACGACGACGGUGAGCUGGCAGUGAACGAUACUACUACUCCCUCCAAAUCGAGCAGACGGCAAAGGAAACCUUCGGUAGAUGAGGAUGGAGACUUCGAAAAUGGCUUGGGGCAGGUUGAUGCCGUCCAGGACCAGAUAAGCGACCUGUCUGCUGCAGAAGAUGAGGCCCAGGCAGAUGAAAGUGAUGUAGGUUAUGCUUCACACACCAGCUCAUCGAGGAGAGCAAAGGCCAAAGCAAAGAGCCCCAAACGUCAGCGCAAGAGCGCGCCGACACAGUCGAACCCCACCUCGAGGCAAACAUCGGCUUCAGCCUCCAGACAUGUCGAGGAAACAGGAAUUAUGGAUGGACCGACAGAGGAGCCGCCGACGCACAUGGGAGCAGAAAGGUCCGGAGACGCCGCCUCCAAGGUCAGGUGGCGACUGCCAAAGAAGAAAAAGUCACAAGCGGCAUAUCGAGCAUCGCUAAAAGUGGUCUCGAAACGAAAAGGACCGCCAGAGACCGACGGGGAGCUGUGGCGGUAUGUGGCCGAUAACCUCAACAAAAGCUUGAGGGUCUAUCUGGGACCGUUGCAGCGUCACGAUCGAUUCGGGCUGCUUCUUGAGACGGUGUAUGGCCCGGAUGUGGCCGCAAUCGCACUUGCAGACAACUUGCGACUGCACUAUGUCAACCACGUCCUCCCCGACCGCGGGUUGAAAAGACGUUGCUGUGUCAUGCCCAGCCCCUGGGUUCCUGCCGGUUUUGAGGCGGAGCAGAGAAAAAAGUUCCAUGCAUGGCAUCGGCAGAUCACAGAAGGCGGCACUGCGUCGCAAAAGCUCGGCAAUAUACCGGCCAAGCGUAAGAAGAAGCUUCUACCCCAGUCGGCCAAAGGAGACUUGAUUACAUUCAUUGGGCCUCAUGAUAACCAGAAGCCUGUGGUGAUUCCCCAAGGGAGUGCAAUAACCCUCUCCGAGAGGGAGGAAUCUCUAACAGACGAAGGACAACAGGCUACCGGCUGGUUGUUCGAUGUGGGAGGUGUACCGUUGGCUAUAGGCUGGGCUCCCCGCGCGGAUCCCGACGCGGCUCAAAUCCUCGCCGUCGCGGUUUCACCACACUCAGAUUACACAUUCUACAGAACCGAAAAGUCAGUACCUAAGGAGGACAAGACCGCCGGCAGCGUGCAGUUCUGGAGGUUUGAAGCGGAGCUGGAUGCCAACUCUGUGCGCAGGCCUUGCCGAAAACCGCCGCAGAGAGUUUCGGCCAUCUGCUUCGACUGGGGUAGAGUAACAAGACUGCAAUGGUGUCCAGUUGCACCGGUGACCAAACCAGGAUCUCUCUGUGGCGUGCUUGCAGUCUUGUGUGAGGGCCAAGUGCAUAUUGUCGAGGUCAAGGAGCCCGAGGUAGGCAGCGAGACACAGUUCGACUGGAUUCAAACACCCGUCGCCACAAUCAGCCUCAAAGAGGAAGAAACUGGGAUACUCGCAACUUGCUUCACAUGGGUCACUAUAAACCGUAUUGCGGUCGGAUUUAAGGAUGGAACCAUCGGCAUAUGGUCUAUACAGCCCCUUGUUCUCAUAUCGAAACAAGUUGUCCAUCACGCUGAAAUGCUAGACAUAUGUUCAGGCUAUCCCUCGCAUCCCUAUGUCAUAACAUCGGUGCCGCUGGGCGGAUGUCCAGCCAUUACCGACUUUACAGAUCCCUCCCAGGAAACGGCGGCUCAUACGACUCCGAGUGCUGUUUUCCAACCCAACAUGUUAGACUGGUGCGAACACAUGCAAGGCUUCCUUUCAACUUACGCCAACUCCACCCCGGGAUCUACCACUGUAGCCUUCCUGGCCAUGAGAUAUCCCUCGCAGCUACGCACCGUCUUCCAAGGCUUCAGUCAGCCGAUGUGCCUAUCCGCCGGCAAGACGCAUUGUUAUACGCUGAUUGGGUGCGCCGACGGCUCGCUCUGGUCUUUCAACACCAUGCGCAAGGUCUUCUACCUGCGAGGCGAGAAGCUCUACAAGAUUAAACUCUUUCAACACGAGUACAGAAAGGCCAAUGAGGCUCAGACUUCAGAUGGAGAUGCCAAUGGUGAAGACACGACGAUGCAGGACGCGCACCAGGAGGAAAACACCGAUGGUAAACCACAGAUCAGGGGAGCAGUUCGGAUACUGCAUGGUUUCAAGCCCGAAAUCAACGACAACCCGAGAAACGAUCACUCCAGGGCCGUCAUGAAGAAGGCCCGGGAGAAAGCAAAGGCAAAGGCGAAGCGGGCAGCGGCCCGCAAAGGAGCCUCGGCCGCAAUCAAUGGUUGUGAGCUGGUGGAGCGAACAGAAAGGGACGACUAUCCGGAGGAGCAUAACCCGCUCAAAGGAAUCAUACUACAUGAACCUGAGACUCGAGUGGUGGUUUGUGCUUGGAACCCCAAUGUUGAGUUGGGUUGGUGGGCGGCUGCUGCGAUGGGUUCUGGACUUGUAAGGGUGAUGGACCUGGGCCUCGAUUGA
Messenger RNA from Pyricularia pennisetigena, 2529 nucleotides. RefSeq lists its product as uncharacterized. Gene Ontology annotation, molecular function: protein binding. Gene Ontology annotation, cellular component: transcription factor TFIIIC complex. The record is from RefSeq and is a predicted model, not a curated record. The transcript is spliced from 2 exons. Bases 1 to 2529 code for a protein of 842 amino acids. Lineage: Eukaryota; Fungi; Ascomycota; Sordariomycetes; Magnaporthales; Pyriculariaceae. Gene Ontology annotation, biological process: transcription by RNA polymerase III.